GUCCCCCCGGGCGCCGCGGCCCGGCCUUUCAGUUCCCCUUCCCGCCCGCUCUCCGCCCGCUCUCUCGCUCGCCAUGCCCGGCUCGUCGGUGCCUCGGCGCGGUGGCGGGCCGGCCUCCUCUUCCGCGGCCGCCUCCUCCUCCUCGGCCUCCCCGCAGGUGUCGGUGUUUCCCUCGCCGCAGGAGCUGGGCUCGGCCCUGGCGCAGCUGGUGGCGCAGCGGGAGGCGCAGUCCGGGCCCGGGCGCUUCUCGCUGGGCCUCUCGGGGGGCAGCCUGGUGCGCCUCCUGGCCCAGGAGCUGCCCCCCGCCGCCGCAGACCCCUCCCGGUGGCUCCUGGCCUUCGUCGACGAGCGCCGCGUCCCCCUCGACCACCCCGAGAGCACCUUCGGCGCCUACAAGACAUAUCUCCUUCCCAAACUUGCUGUACCUGAGGACCAAAUUGUUGUUAUCAACCCUUCACUAUCGGUAGAAGAAGCAGCUGCAGAUUAUGCUGCAAAGCUGAAAGAGGCCUUCCAGGGUGACGAUAUGCCUGUGUUUGACCUCUUGAUCUUGGGAGUGGGGCCGGAUGGACAUACCUGUUCACUCUUCCCAGAUCAUCCCCUCUUGCAGGAGCGGGAGAAGAUAGUGGCUGCCAUUAGCGAUUCUCCAAAGCCACCUCCGGAGCGGAUCACCCUGACCCUCCCGGUGCUGAAUGCUGCGAGGAGCGUGGUGUUCGUUGCCACUGGAGAUAGCAAGGCUGCUGUGAUAAAGCGUAUUUUGGAAGGCGAUGAGGAAAACCCGCUGCCAGCUGCCCUUGUCCAGCCUCAUACUGGGAAGCUGUAUUGGUUUUUGGAUGAGACAGCUGCAAAGGAGUUGACGAUUCCCUUUGAGAAGCACUCCAUCUUGUAGAACCGCAUCUCCCACAUCCUUUUGGGUUGGGGGGAAUCCACCAAAUGUGGGUUUUGGGUAGAGCCCUGGCCCACUAACAUUCCAGGGCACGGUCUCCACGUCUGGUUGUAGCGCUCAGGAGCGGCACUAAACUAACACGCACUCUUUCUCUCUUUUUCUCUUUCUUUUCCUUCUUAUUUUUUUUUAAAGAUGGUACAUUUGUGGAGCACUGUGUAACUGAUAUGAUUAUUUCUUUAGCCAGGAAAAAAUGUGAAAUGGGACUCCUUGGGUCCAGCUACUAUAUGUCAAGGGAGUCACAGGGAAUGGCGUUAUAUACAGUCUUUGAUCAUGUGAACGGUCUAAUGUGGUGUACAAGUGAAUGCACAAUUAAAGAUGUAAAUUAAAGCCA
Molecule: messenger RNA, 1274 nt
Organism: Anolis sagrei ordinatus
Lineage: Eukaryota; Metazoa; Chordata; Lepidosauria; Squamata; Anolidae
Gene: PGLS
Product: 6-phosphogluconolactonase
Biological process (GO): carbohydrate metabolic process; pentose-phosphate shunt
Molecular function (GO): 6-phosphogluconolactonase activity
Source: RefSeq, a predicted model, not a curated record